AUGACAGACUACUUGCGAUUCAAGACAGACCCAGCAGUACGGGAAGAAUACAUCAACGCAUUUGGUACAAUCCGUAUCAGCAAGAUAUUAGAGGAUUUAGAUGCUCUGGCUGGCUCAAUCGCUUAUUUGCAUGCUGAUGAUGGUAACAAGGAUACGGUGCCUCCCACAAUAGUGACAGCAUCGGUGGAUCGUAUUGACAUGUUACAACGAAUACCGCCUGAUCAAGAUAUCCGAAUGAGUGGAUUUGUGACAUUUGUUGGAAGCAGCUCACUUGAGGUAUCAAUAACAGUCGAUUCGUUACCAACCGGAGCACCACCACCAGGCUCUGAGAAUGUGCUGCCGGAAAACAUUGAGAGCAACCCCAUACUCGCAGCCAAGUUUAUCAUGGUGGCUCGAGAUCCUGUGACUGGCAAAGCUGCUCAGAUAAAUGGAUUGAAACUGGAAACUGAUGAAGAACGAAGACUCUUUCAGUCUGGUGCUGAAGCAAAAGCUCGCAAACAAGUAGCCGCUUCAACUGCACUUACAAAGUUGCCACCGUCAGUGGAAGAGAUGGUGCUAGUGCAUGACCUGCACUUGCAAUCUAAGAAGUUCUCGGAUCAGAAACCAGAAAACGUCAUAUUCAUGGACGAAACUGAAAUUUCAAAAGUCGUCAUAUGUCACCCAUCCGAAAGGAAUAUUCAUGGAAAUGUGUUUGGAGGAUUCUUAAUGCAGUCUGCAUACGAAUUAGCAUUCGCGAAUGCGUUAAUUUUUGCGCGAUCAGCACCAUUUUUCAUCUGCUUGGAUGAUAUAUCAUUCCUCCGACCAGUACACAUUGGAGCGCUGUUGUCGAUGUCGAGUCUUGUUGUUUAUUCACCGGGAGCUCCUAGUAGAAGCUUCCAAAUCAAGGUCAAGAUCGAUAUCAUUGACCCACUUCAAGGAACGCGAGACACGUCAAACGAGUUUCAUCUAACUUUUGGAGUGGCAAAGGACUCUGCAAGUCCUCUGAAAGCUGUCAUUCCUCAGAGCUAUGAUGAAGCCAUGGUGUUUCUUGAAGGACGACGUCGUCGUAAGAGAUGGCUCGUGGCAGCUGCACACAAUACAGCAACGCUCAAAGGACAAGGUCGUAAGAACAUUGUCGGUGAGGAGAUGUUGGGCGUUGAAGACGAUAUUGCUAAGCGUGUCUGA
Molecule: messenger RNA, 1164 nt
Organism: Synchytrium microbalum
Lineage: Eukaryota; Fungi; Chytridiomycota; Chytridiomycetes; Synchytriales; Synchytriaceae
Exons: 7
Coding region: 1-1164 (387 amino acids)
Biological process (GO): acyl-CoA metabolic process
Cellular component (GO): mitochondrion
Molecular function (GO): fatty acyl-CoA hydrolase activity
Source: RefSeq, a predicted model, not a curated record